Molecule: messenger RNA, 1314 nt
Organism: Seminavis robusta
Lineage: Eukaryota; Bacillariophyta; Bacillariophyceae; Naviculales; Naviculaceae
Source: the annotation of a GenBank genome assembly
AUGGAGGAUAUCUUGGCCCUGUGGGUAGAAAAUCCACGCGAGGGAAAGGGCGUCCUGGUUUUGGUAGCCGCAGUAUCUGUUGCCCUUCUUUGGUGGUGGAACAAACAGGAUGAAAGGCGCUUGGCGGGCAAGCUAAAGACUGCAUCCACAACCGAGACUACCAACAGGAAGAGCCGAGGCCCCGUUUGUCCCUUUUCUGCUGAAUCCAACUUUUUGGUUGAAACAGCCCAUGAUUUGCCUCCAGCUCCACUGGAUUUGUUGGAAUCCUGGGUGGACCCGUCACACCCACACUUCGGCAAGUAUCCCUUGGCCGCACGGUGGCUGGAGGCGGGGAUUUCCGGGCAAGACACUCCUGGUAUGCUGCGAGCUGGUCUCAAGAGACUACGCGACUCCAAAUUCUUUCUGGUAGAAGAACCGUUCCGGCUCCAAGAGGAACUGGCCCUGAAGGAGAAGGCAUUGGAUGAUCCCGAGCGGACCGUCUUUGUGGCAGAGUCCGAUGACAUGUGCAUAAAAGCCCAGCAGGAAUGCUUAGAACUUUUUCUUCAAUAUUUGCCACAGAGAUAUCCUGACUUAUACUCCUACAACAAGCAGCAGAAUACCAUUCAUGUUAAACCACUGGGCUCCACCUUUUACAUCAAUGACUAUCAAGAACGGCCAUUGGAACUUUGUGAAAGAAUUGUGCAGGAAGAUCUCGUCUUGAUGAGACAACCCAAACAACCAGAGGAAAGUCAGUACAUCAUGUCUGCAGCAGCUGUGGUCUUUAGCUUCUUUCAGCUUGCAGAAAAACUCGGAAAACCAGUUGCCUUUAUCCAUGCACCAGUGCCCGGAUAUCAGGAACAAUUGCGUCGGACAUUGGACCUGACCUUUGACAAAUUACUCAAGACAGAGUCCCCCAUGUGGAGGAACAACUGGGGAUUGGCACCAUCUGGAGAGCUCGACAAGCCGCUGUUUGGAGAAACUGACCAUGCCAAUAAGGAGGGUCCUUCCUUUGACGCCUCGACAAUGACAAGUGCCGAUGUCCAAGGGAUCUUUCUUAAAGUGGAGUAUCAGACCAUUCGCCGCUUACCAGCAUCAGGAUACUUGCUGUUUACGGCGAAGACCAUGACAGAUCCCAUGAGCAGCUUGGAGCAUACUCCCAAAGCAGCAGCCUGUUUGGCCAAGUCGAUUCGAGGUAUGAGUCCAGCAAUGAGAGCCUACAAGGGAAUAGAGAAUGAUGAAAUCUGCAAGGUUGUGUUAGAGUACCUUGAUAGCAUUGCGGGUGACGAACAGGAAAAAGCAGGAGGGAAAGAUGAUGUUAUUGGUGGGAGAAAGUAG